Lotus japonicus is the source of this 516-nucleotide messenger RNA. RefSeq lists its product as uncharacterized. The record is from RefSeq and is a predicted model, not a curated record. Bases 1 to 516 code for a protein of 171 amino acids. Lineage: Eukaryota; Viridiplantae; Streptophyta; Magnoliopsida; Fabales; Fabaceae. The transcript is spliced from 2 exons.
AUGGGGCAUUCCGCCGGUCAGGACGGUUGGCCUUGGGUUAGGGCUUCAUUGAUACAAGAACUUGAGACCAAUGUGUUAAUGUAUAAUAGGAUGUGGGGCACAGAUGUUGUUUAUGGCUUACAUGAUCGUCUCACUCUUCCUCUUGUUGACCCGGCCACCCCUGACAAAUGGUUUCAACUGCCAGAGAUGGGAUACCUUGUUGCCACAAAGUACCAAUUGGUUCUCGUAUCCUUAUCCUCUAUGGGUUGUAACACAUACUUUCCACUGAUAGGAGCCGGUCCACGAGAUGAGCAUACUGUUAUAGCUAUUGGACAUGUGAUAAAUCACUGGCUCCAAUUAACUCCUGGACAUCCUAUGCCGACUAUUGCUCCCCAGUGGGAUUGGCACGCUGAUCUUGCCUCCAAAUACUGGCGCAACCUAUAUGGUCCACGUUUAGACAUGUACGCUGAACAAUUCCAAGCUUGGCUUGGUGCUUUUAGUGGUCAUGCGGACUAUGUGGACAUCACCAAAGAUUGA